GAAAGAAAAGAGAAAAAGAGAGAAAGAGAGAGAGAGAGAUGAGUAUGGUGGUAGUCUCUUCUCCACCUUUUUCUCAGCCGAAUAUUGCUCUUCCUUUGCCAUUUCACUUCUGAAAAUCCCUCUCCCACUCCAAAUUUUCUCAUUUCUUUCUUUUUUUCGUUUUUCUCUUUUCCAUUUUCCUCUCUAUCUCUCUCUCUCUCUCUAGAAAUUUCCCAAUUCCUUCAAUUUUCCCAAUUUCUCCAUUUUUUUUCAGCUCCGUCUGUGACUGUUUUUCGCUGCGUCUCUCUGUGUUUGGAUCUCUUUUUCUUAGAUGUGUUGUGCUCUGUAUGCUCGGAUGCUCAUCGUCCUCUUCAACAAAUUGCGGGUAUGUGAUGAUUCGGAUCUGUGAGGAAGCUGAAACUUUGAGUUUCUUUUUUUUUUUUUUUUUUGGGGCUUUUUUUUUGUUUGUGUAAUUUAUGUAUUUGGAUGAUUUCCUCGAGCUCGGAGCUCCACGUUUUUCUGAGCUACGAUUAGCGGUUUUCCGUUCCGAAUUUUGAGUUUUCAGGGCUGGGUUUUUGUUUGGAUUGAAUAAAUUUUGGAGUGUUUUUUUUCUCAGUUCUGGGUGAUGAUCAGUGGGAAUUGAAAUUCGAUUCUUUAUUGUUGUCGCUUCCAGGUGUUCCAUUUUUACGGUUUUGUCCGCUUUUAGCUCAUUUCGGCACUACGCGUGAAAAUUCAGAAAUAUCUGAUUGGACGAAAGAAAGGAACCCUUAUUUUGGCAAUUAUUCAAAGCUUCUAUCUUCGGCUUUUUGCAUCUACUCCAUUUUGCUCUGAUUUAGGUUGUCAACCUACCAUUUGCUUGGUAUCAGCUCUUGGUAGGCAUUGGUGAUUAGAGAUUUAGACAUGAGUCGGACAACAAAUGAGAGUGAAGAUGGAGUCCUCUCCAAAUAUCAGAGUGAGUCACCACUAGUUGAUGAAAGUAAUGGCGGAAAUUCGGGUGGAGCUGUUCUGAAGAAAGGGCCAUGGACAUCAUCUGAAGAUGCAAUUUUGGUGGAAUAUGUGAAGAAGCAUGGGGAAGGAAACUGGAAUGCAGUCCAGAAGCACUCAGGGCUGUUCCGUUGUGGUAAAAGCUGCAGAUUACGAUGGGCAAAUCACUUAAGGCCAAACUUGAAGAAAGGUGCGUUUACUGCAGAUGAAGAAAGGUUGAUUAUUGAACUCCAUGCCAAAAUGGGAAACAAAUGGGCACGCAUGGCUGCACACUUGCCCGGUCGUACAGAUAAUGAGAUAAAAAACUACUGGAAUACCCGAAUCAAGAGACGUCAGCGGGCUGGGUUACCUCUUUAUCCUCCUGAUCUGUGUUUGCAAGCAUUUCAAGAGAACCCACAAAGCCAAAACAGUGGUGGAAUAAGUGGUGGGGAUGGAGGACAUCAUGAUCCCUUGCAAGCUAACAGUUAUGAGAUACCAGAUGUCAUAUUUAAUGGUUUGAAAGGCAACAAUGAUGUCUUACCUUAUGUUUCUGAACUUUCAGAAAUAUCUGCUAAUAGUAUGCUGAUUAAGGGUCUUGGUUCUUCUCAAUAUUAUAGUUUCAUGCCACCAACAAUUCACCAGUCAAAGCGCCUUCGAGAAUCAAUAGAUGUAUUCCCUAAUUCCAGUGGUAGUGUUCGAAAUGGGUUUUCCAUGUAUGACCAGUUUCAAAAUGAUACCUGUGACAAAGCUGUGCGCUCAUUUGGGCUGUCUUUCCCUCAUGAUCCUGAUCCUAGUAAGAGCUUGUUAUCUUUUGAUGUAACCCAGGGCAGCCAUUCCCUUUCAAAUGGCAAUUCCUCAGCUUCUAAGCCCACUUCUGGGGCUGUGAAGUUGGAGCUCCCUUCACUCCAAUAUCCAGAAACUGAUUUAGGCAGCUGGGGCAGUUCUCCCCCGCCACCUUUACUUGAAUCAGUUGAUGCUUUUAUUCAGUCUCCUCCACCAGUUGGUGCAUUUGAGUCAGAUUGUCCGUCACCUCGUAAUAGUGGGCUGCUGGAUGCUUUACUUCAUGAGGCAAAGACUUUGGGCAGUGGAAGGAAUCAUUCGGCUGAAAAAAGUUCAAAUUCAUCUAGUAUUACACCUGGUGCCAUGGCUGACAAUUGUACUUUGAACAUUUGUGAAACAGAAUGGGAGGAAUACAGAGAACCCAUUUCUCCAUUGUGUCAUUCCACCACUUCACUUUUCAACGAGUGCAUUAGUACCAGUGGAAGCUCUGUUGAUGAGCCACCACAUGCUGAGACCUUUCCUGGGAGCAAUGUGAAAUUAGAGCCAGUUGACUCAGAUUUGGUCCUAGAUAAAGAAAGAGAAUCCACAAAGCAGUUGGCUUUAACGCGUCCUGAUGUUUUGCUUGCUUCAGAUUGGCUUGAGCAGAGUUCGGGUUGCAUGAAGGAGCAAAGCAUCAUGACAGAUGCUAUUGCAACACUUCUGGGCGAUGAUUUGGCAACGGACUACAAGCAUAUGGCAGCUGGAAGCUCUACUUCAAGCCAAGGAUGGGGGCUUGGUUCCUGUGCAUGGAACAACAUGCCAGCUGUCUGCCAAAUGUCGGAUCAACCUUGAAAAUUUGCAGUCUCUCAGAAUGUAUGAACUUUGAAACUUGUUACCACUUCAUUCAUGUUCAUGAUUUUGUUUAAUCUUGGACUGAGAAGGUUCAGAUGAGACUUAA
Messenger RNA from Ziziphus jujuba (common jujube), 2659 nucleotides. Its product is annotated as transcription factor MYB33. The transcript is spliced from 6 exons. The record is from RefSeq and is a predicted model, not a curated record. Lineage: Eukaryota; Viridiplantae; Streptophyta; Magnoliopsida; Rosales; Rhamnaceae. Bases 880 to 2553 code for a protein of 557 amino acids.